AACUCCUCGAUUGUUUCGUUUUCUGUGGCACCGAAUACCGAACGGGUUCGUUGAGCCAUCAUUCCCGCUCGACCAUGAUAUCAGCGACUCGCAGGUGGUUCCGGAGGAACCGCACCAACCUCGCCGUCGGGGCGGGCGUGUUGGGUGCCGGCUAUCUAGCAGGGCAAUAUCUGUUGGGCAAGUUGACGGAGGCACGACAGCGUAUGAGUGAGGAGAGGAUAGCAAAGGAGAAUCUCCGACGCCGCUUCGAACAGAACCAGGAAGAUUGCACAUUCACAGUACUAGCAAUCUUGCCCGCAGCGACCGAAAACAUCCUCAACGCCAUUCCUGUGGAACAGAUAUUAGAGGAAUUGCAGAAGCACAAGGCGGAGAGACUCUCACGGAGUGUGGGACCGAGCGAGAUUGCGAGUAGCGCGGCACCGAGUGUCGCAGACGAUGACAGCAAAAGCUUGAAGAGUUUCCAGAGCGAGAGUUAUGUCCAUGCCAGCCAAGUUGGAGUAGCGGAUACUGGGAGCGCGAGCGCAAGUACGGAAGGUGCCGAAGUUCCCACGGAGAAGAAGGUGAAGAAGUCCAAGGCUCAAUUGUGGAACGAAAUGAAGAUAAGUUCAAUUUCACGGGCGUUCACUCUACUUUACACACUAUCGCUCUUGACGAUACUCACUCGGAUACAACUCAAUCUGCUCGGCCGACGGAACUAUCUUGCUAGCGUUGUCGCGUUAGCUACACCCGCUGCUCAAGAAUCGAAGAUCCACCUGGAGAACCAUGAUGAUGACAACCUUGAACAUGCUUACGGCACCGAUUUCGAGACAAAUCGGCGUUAUCUUUCCUUCAGCUGGUGGUUGCUUCAUCGGGGUUGCAUAGACUUGAUGCAUAAAGUGCAGGAAGCUGUUAAAGAAGUGUUCGGCGCUGUCAAUCCGCGAGACGAGAUGACACUGGAGCAACUGUCAAACCUUACGCUUGAAGUCCGCAAGAAGGUCGAGGGUGCCACCGAGGAAGAACGAAGAACGAAGAAAUGGCUUCCUUACCUCCUCCCCAGCCCGUCUCAGGAAGCCUACGUCCUCCGCGAAUCUGGAAUGACAGACGCCUCCAGCCCGCCCACGCCGUCCCUCCGCCGUCUCGUCGACGAGACCUCCGACCUCAUCGACUCCCCAUCCUUCACUCACGUCCUCACCUCUCUUCUCGAUGCCGCCUUCUCCCAGCUCAUCGAGAUCAAAAUUGCACAACUUGCCUACAAGAUAGCUCCCCCUCCCUCAUCUACCCCCGGCUCUGACGUCCGCGUCCAGGACGUAACCGACAUCCCCGACCCGUCUCAAGCCAAGACCAAGGUCGCGAACGCCCUUGCCAUCUUUUGCAGACAGGCUCAUUCGAUCGGCUCUGGCAUCAAUAACGAGUACCUCGCUGCCAUUGAAAGUGUCUCACAGUUGGAAGCUUUCGCUGCCGUCGUCUACAGCUCGAACUUCGAGUUUGAGACUCCCGGUGCUGCGAUGCCUUUGCCGAGCCGGCCUGCUACUUCCGCGGGCCCGGAUGCGUCGCAGAGUGAGAGGGCCGAUGCGCUUCCUGAGGGUGGAGACACGGAUGUUGGUUUCGAAAGCGCGUGGGACAAGGCGGAAGAGAAGGCGAGGGCCGCUGCGGAAGUUUGACGUUCCUACCUGAAGUAUGCUGCGCCGCUGCGCUUGUACACGUUGUCAUUGUGAAGUGUGGAGAGUUGAAUGUCGUCGUCGCUUUCCCCUGUAUGAUAGUAUCUUAUGAUGUUUGUAAUGAUAUAUGGGUAAAGGGGAUCUGGGAUUGGAAGCGCAUAUCGGAUAUGCAGGUAUGCUCAUUAAGGAAGAAGGGUCUUUAUAGAUACCCCGGAGACGGAUAUGAAAUUUCGUUUCAUCUCUGUCCAUUCAUUUCGACUUAUGGUGCGGACUUUGAUACUUAGAUUUCCGUGUCGUGAGUUUUAGAUC
This is a messenger RNA of Westerdykella ornata, 1946 nucleotides long. RefSeq names its product peroxin 3. Lineage: Eukaryota; Fungi; Ascomycota; Dothideomycetes; Pleosporales; Sporormiaceae. Gene Ontology annotation, biological process: protein import into peroxisome membrane. Gene Ontology annotation, molecular function: protein-macromolecule adaptor activity. The record is from RefSeq and is a predicted model, not a curated record. The transcript is spliced from 4 exons. Gene Ontology annotation, cellular component: peroxisomal membrane. The coding region runs from base 75 to 1640 and encodes 521 amino acids.